AUGUUCAAGACAACUUGGAUGCACCCAAGAUCAAAAACAUGGCAUAUCCUAGACUAUGCUAUUGUUAGGCGCAAAGACCUGCGUGGUUGUGAUUACCAGAGCCAUGAGGGGGCUGAUGGAUGGACUGACCAUCGCCUUGUCCGAACUACCAUGAAGCUCUGUAUACGUCCUCCUGCACGGCGCCAACCACCGCUUUCCAGGUUAAAUCUCAACUCCCUAAACGACCCAGUUAAAAGAAACUCUUUUCAAGAAAUUGUAGGAACACGUCUAUCAGAUCCCAAUCAACCUGUCUUUCCUCCAACACAAGAAGGUCUGAACCAGAAUUGGGACCAUAGGAAGCAUAGAGACUGGUUCGACGAGCAAGCACCAGAUAUUCACAACCUACUAGAAGAAAAAAACAAAGCUCACCAAGCAGCUAUUAACAACCCAAAUGCUACAACAAGCGCAACCUUUGCAGAAGCUAGGUCCAAAGUUCAGCAUAUGACAAGAUCAAUGCAAAAUGAGUGGUGGUUAAAAUUAGCAGGGGAAAUUCAAGGAUUUGCUGAUAUAGGGAACCAGCAAGAAUUCUAUAGUGCCAUAAAAAGAGCAUAUGGCCCACAGAGAACUGCAACUUGCCCCGUUAGAAGUGCAGACGGGUCCAAACUCAUCACUGAUAAAAAAGAAAUACUGGACCGCUGGGCCGAGCACUACCAACACCUUCUAAACAGAAGCAACCCCUCUGACCCCACUGUCUUUGAAAAUCUUCCUGAAUUUCCCACAAUCCCAGAAUUGGAUAACAUGCCCACACGCCAAGAAGUGCAUAUGGCAAUAAUCAGCCUAAAAAACAACAAGGCUGCUGGUCCUGAUGGCAUACCUGCUGAAAUCCUGAAGCAUGGAGGAAAUGCCAUCCUAGACUCUCUGCAUGACAUCUUCCAGAAAGUCUGGGCCUCCAGUUGCUGUCCACAAAAAUGGAAAGAUGCAGACAUCGUGAGCAUCUUCAAAAAGAAAGGAGACAGGGCUGUGUGCGGAAAUAGCAGAGGCAUCUCCCUUCUUGCGACCUCGGGUAAGGUGCUUACCAGGAUACUCCUCUCCAGGCUUCUUGCCCAUAUCACUGAGGGAGUCCUGCCGGAAUCGCAGAGUGGCUUCAGAAAAGAACUAGUACUUAAAUCAUUCCAUGAUGGUUCAAAGGCUAGAGUGACAAGUGGUGGCUCUAAGUCAGAUCCUUUCUUUGUGGGUACUGGCGUAAAACAGGGAUGUGUCAUUGCGCCCAUCAUAUUCAAUCUUUUUGUGGCAGCAGUCAUGACAAUUGCCAAGCAGAACAUAAAUCCUGCAGACGGUGUUCAAAUAUCUUACCGGCUAGAUGGCAACCUGUUUAACCUACGGCGAUUACAAGCCAAAACACUUGUCACUGUGGAAGCAAUUCACGAACUGCAGUAUGCAGAUGACACAGCCUUCGUCAGCUCUUCCCCGGAUGGGCUCCAACGUACAAUUAAUGCUGUAGCUGAAGCAUACUCGCGCUCAGGUUUAGCCAUCAACACUGGUAAAACUGAAGUCCUCAAUAUGUGUCAACCUCCUAUCCCUGCACUCCUUAUCAACCAACAACCUCUAAAAAAUGUAGGAGUUCACCUACUUGGGAUCUGUAUUAAGUAA
Messenger RNA from Penaeus vannamei (Pacific white shrimp), 1629 nucleotides. The record is from RefSeq and is a predicted model, not a curated record. NCBI's taxonomy places the organism in Eukaryota, Metazoa, Arthropoda, Malacostraca, Decapoda, Penaeidae.